AUGGAAAACAUAGUUAACGACAGUAAAUUACAAAAAAACGGGAAAAUUAUAUCGGCCAGAAGACUUAACAGAAGAGUUUUAGAUAGCAAUGGGACCGUUACAUACAUUCCAACAGGAACUGUACAACUACUCUUUGACGUAAGAACUCCCCCUAAAGAAAUAAUUAUCUAUUCAAACUUGGUAACAGUAGAUCCAUACAUCCCUCCUGUACAGCAAUGUUUCAAAUGCCUAAGAUUUGGGCACUCACAAAGACAGUGCAGGGGAAAAGCAAGAUGCCCGAAAUAUUCCGAUGAACAUACAUUUCAAAACUGCACAGUUUCUAUACCAAAAUGCCUAUACUGCGAUCUCGAACACCUUGCCACAAAUACAAUUUGCAAAGAAUUCGAAAGACAAAAAAAGAUAAAUGAAGUAAUGGUCUUCCAAGAUCUCACCUUUUUUGAAGCUGCCAAGCUGUUUCCCCCAAUUAAGGAAAAGCCAGAAAAUUCGAGAAUGUUUCAGAGGAGAAGUAGGGAUUUUCCUUCUUUACUAUCCAGUUCACCCAGAGCAUUUACUCAAGCACUUCAAAAAUCCCCAUCCUCCACUUCCCAUUUCCAGAGUCAAAGUCAUGUGGUCCCAGUUAAAAGGAAAAAUAAAGUAAUUCUUAAAGACAUUAGUUAUGACAAAGAGGCGCAUAAAGCUUUAUUAAAUGAGGACCUAACAGAAAUUUACCUAGAUUACCGAUUUUAA
Messenger RNA from Diabrotica virgifera virgifera (western corn rootworm), 726 nucleotides. RefSeq lists its product as uncharacterized. NCBI's taxonomy places the organism in Eukaryota, Metazoa, Arthropoda, Insecta, Coleoptera, Chrysomelidae. Gene Ontology annotation, molecular function: zinc ion binding; nucleic acid binding. The transcript has a single exon. The record is from RefSeq and is a predicted model, not a curated record. Bases 1 to 726 code for a protein of 241 amino acids.